CAUUGUUCUGCAAUGUGCGCUCGAAAAAGUCUUCCUCAAGCGCGGGAGAUGGCAUGAAACAGAGGUGCAGUGACCGUUAGCGGGAACGCAUGUCGAGGUUCAGCUUCCACCUGAAGGCGGCGCCCCGUCUCCGGCAGGUGGCGAGGCACUGUUUUAGGAGACUGCCGCCUCUUAGACACUUAUCCCUUCCUUCAAGACAUGGCCUGGCACCGCUGUUGGCGCUUCCCCCGCCCACCCCACCACGCCCCCUCCUGCCAUGCUCCACAGUGCUGCUCAGCUUCAGCCGGAGCUUCAGGAAGGACCCCAAGUCUACCCUGGACUUCCCCGCCAACCCCGUCACAGUGACUGAAAUCAAGCAGUACCUGCGUUCCAAGGACAUCCCGUUUCACGACGGGUACAGCUGUCUGCACGCCCCCAGCUUCUUCCUGGAGUCGGAGAGAGAGCGACCAGGGAGGGAGGGCUUCAGCCUGUUCAUCGACAAGACCACCGGGCAGUUCCUGUGCAAGGAGACGCUGGUGGAGGGCAGCUGGGAGGACCUGCAGGACUGCGUGGAGGUGAUGCAGAAGGAGGGCCGGCCCUCCCUCAGCCCCGACGUGCUGCUGGGGUACCCAGAGAGCCCGGAGGAACAGGAGGCGAGAGAGGCGGAGCUCCGGGAGGUGCGGAGGAUCUGGUCCGCCUCCACGCCGUUCUCUGACCUCCCCGAGGAGGAGGCGCAGCUGGUCAAAACCAUGUUCGGGAUGGGGAAGAUCUCCAACGCCACCCUGAAGAAGUUCGGGGUGAGGUUCUUCAAGCCCACCAAGAGCUUGGUGUUCCCGUGGUUUGGCGGGCGGGACUCAGCCCUGAGGGGACUCAAACUUCUCUCCGCCCGGUGCGAGGAGAGCGGGGGGGUGGCCUACGCCGACGCUACCCUACCCCGGCCGUCUGCCUACCACAACCUGUUCGGCCUCCCGCUGGUGGGGCGCAAGGACUCGGAGGUGGUGUUGACGGGCCGCGAGGUGGACGCCCUGGCGGUCAGCCAGGCCACAGGGCUCCCCAGCCUGGCUCUGCCCCGCGGGGUCAGCUGCCUGCCCCCCGCCCUCCUGCCCUACCUGGAGCAGUUCAGGCGGGUGACGCUCUGGCUCGGCGGGGACGUGCGCUCCUGGGAGGCGUCCAAGAUCUUCGCCCGCAAGCUGGGGCUGCGGAGGUGCUCGCUGGUGCGGCCGGGCGAGCUCCAGCCCUGUCCCGGAGAGGCGAUGGCCACGGGGAGGAACCUCGGCCGCAUCCUCAAGGCCUCCAUCCCCGCCGCCCACAAGUCCAUCGUCUCCUUCCGGCAGCUGCGGGAGGACGUCUACAGUGAGCUGGCCAACAAAGAGCAGGUGGCCGGGGUCAAGUGGGCCCGCUUCCCCGAGCUCAACAAGAUCCUGAAGGGCCACCGCAAGGGAGAGCUGACAGUCUUCACAGGCCCCACGGGCAGCGGCAAGACCACCUUCAUCAGCGAGUGUGCACUGGACCUGUGCAUGCAGGGUGUAAACACACUGUGGGGCAGCUUCGAGAUCAACAACGUGCGGCUGGCCAAGAUCAUGCUGACGCAGUUCAGCAUGCAGCGCCUGGAGGACAGCCUCGAGCACUACGACGCCUGGGCCGACAAGUUCGAGGACCUGCCCCUCUACUUCAUGACCUUCCACGGGCAGCAGAGCAUAAAGACGGUACUGGAUACCAUGCACCAUGCCGUCUACAUGUAUGACAUCAGCCACGUGGUCAUCGAUAACCUGCAGUUCAUGAUGGGCCAGGAGAACCUCUCUGUGGACAAGUUUGCUGUCCAGGACCACAUCAUCGGGGCCUUCAGGAAGUUCGCCACAAACAACAGCUGUCACGUGACCCUGAUCAUCCACCCCAGGAAGGAGGAGGACGACAAGGAGCUGCAGACUGCCUCCAUCUUCGGCACGGCCAAGGCCAGCCAGGAGGCGGACAACGUCCUGAUCCUCCAGGAGAAGAAGCUGGUCAGCAGCCCGGGUAGAAGGUCCCUGCAGGUGGCCAAGAAUCGCUUUGACGGAGACGUGGGCAUCUUCCCCCUGGAGUUCAACAAGGCUUCACUCACCUUCUCCACCCCCAAGAGCAAGACCAAACUGCGCAAGGUCAAGGGUGAUAAGGCAGAGACCCCUGAAACGGUGGAGGUGGCCGAGAGGCCCGAGAAGCCUGCCAGGGGUUCAAAGACCCCCAAAGCUGAGAAGGGCCCGAUGGGGACCGAAGGGAAGGGUGCGGCAGGGGGAGGGGCAAAGGGUGGGGCAGAGAGUGGGGGAAAGGGUUUGGCAGGGUCAGGAGGGAAGAAGCAGUAG
Molecule: messenger RNA, 2315 nt
Organism: Megalops cyprinoides (Indo-Pacific tarpon)
Lineage: Eukaryota; Metazoa; Chordata; Actinopteri; Elopiformes; Megalopidae
Gene: twnk
Product: twinkle mtDNA helicase
Exons: 6
Coding region: 90-2315 (741 amino acids)
Biological process (GO): mitochondrial DNA replication
Cellular component (GO): mitochondrion
Molecular function (GO): ATP binding; single-stranded DNA binding; 5'-3' DNA helicase activity
Source: RefSeq, a predicted model, not a curated record